Molecule: messenger RNA, 7265 nt
Organism: Gallus gallus (chicken)
Lineage: Eukaryota; Metazoa; Chordata; Aves; Galliformes; Phasianidae
Gene: GAB1
Product: GRB2 associated binding protein 1
Exons: 12
Coding region: 3583-5520 (645 amino acids)
Source: RefSeq, a predicted model, not a curated record
AGGGUGGUGUAUAGUGAGAUGGAAAGCUGACAGGAAAAAGAAAGCUUUGCUUGUUUUGGGGUAGACACAACUACAGAAAUGGCCAGGACAUUGCUUAAGUUUUCUGAGGACUUAAAGAGGUAAACUAGAGAAAACUGUUCUUGUUUAUUCUGCUUUUUAAUUUCUGUGUAUAGAAAAUGAUUUGGGUUAAACAGGGGUUUCCUUGAGGAAUGCUAUCUCUUUGCUUGAAAUAUGCCUUUUUCCCCCCUUUUCUUUGUGGGUUUUUUUUUUUUCCUCCUAAGGAAGAAGUUUAGCUUUCAUUUUGCUUUAGAAGUGGACUUGGGAAACUUUCUGAAUCAGCAGCCUACAGCUUUAGCUCACUUGUAUUGCUUAAAAGAGUUUUAUGCCAUGGAGUGCAAAUAAAAGUUAUGUGAUGUACUGCUGCAGUAUGUUACACCGUAGGCAUACCUACAAUGCUCUAAAACUCCCAGCUUAUCUUGGUGUUUGUAUCAUUAUUCAAGAACCACGUUAUUUCUUGGCUGCUAAAACAGUAGCAUGAGUCCUUCAGUUUUGUCAACAGGGCGGCUUGCAGCGAGCUGCUCUGAGCACAUGCUGACGGGGGCUCAUCUUGCUGGCACUCAGGUUCCUCUGGCAGGGCUCUUGUGGUAAGCAAUUGUGGCAAGGAGAUUUGAACGAAUUGGUUUCAGAGCAAACCUGGAUUCAUAAGGUUGCUCUUGAGUGGGAAGAAAAAAAAUAAUUGGCCGUGGUGGUGAAGUUCAUUAAAACUGCUGAUGUAAAUAAUACGUGAUGGUGCUGUUAAAAUAUAGGAAACAAAAAAUAUAUUUUUACAUGUGUUGAUGAGAUUGGGCAGCAUUUUGUAAGCUACUCAGUUGUUAUGCCAAAUCAUUCUAAUCCUCAGGUAUGCUGGUGUAUUGUUAGGUUUGCUAUUAGUAAGCAAUGUAGCUUUUUUUUUAAAUGUCUUAACCCCUUUGUAACUACUACUGGAGUAUCUGAACCUACGAUGAAAUAUAUCACUUGCAGUCUUGGAAAAAGUGCUUUUGUUAUAAAAGAAACAAAAUUUGGUUAGCACAGUGAAAGCAACUUCCAUAUAGUAAUGCUGUGCAAAUUUGGACAGUGCUUGUUUACUUAGAAAGGAAUUUUUUUCUGGAGUUCUUUAGGUCAGUUGGGCAAAUACUCCGCUGAGCAUAGUUGCCAAGUGUUCUCAGUGUUGUUGGGGAUGUAUACAUCAGUGCAUACAGUGCUGUCUUUUAUUUCACGUUUUUAAGCUGUUAUUCUGUGUCUACAUACUUAAUUCAUGCACAUCACAGAUUUGUUGAUUGGUAGAGGAGAAGCUGAUAAUUUUGUUCUUAAUAUAAACAGCACUGAGCAUGCCUUUUUAUUUCUCAUCCUUCGUUGGAAUAAGGAAUUCCUUGCAGUAUUUAAAACAGAACGUAUUGAUUCUCCCUAUAAUGCUUUGCUAGAACAAUAGCUUUCCUUUUUCUGUGCAUGAAGUGGCUCAAGAAAGUGUUGGCCCCUUCGUUGCUGUAAUAGUGGUUAACUCCUUUGCAGAAGAGGCUGCUGUUUUAGUCUGCAGAUGCUUGACUUGCAGAAAUGUCAGCUAGCAUACAGCCUUGCUCUCGCAAGGGAUGGAUAAGGAUGGAGCGUCAAUGUGACGUAAAUGUAAUUUGUGAAGAUCACUUAAAAUGUAGUCUGGAAUUAUGGGGUAACUCUGCACUGCCCUGAAAUCCAUUUUAAUUCAUCAUCCCUUGUUAAAUGUGAAGAAACUGCUUCUUCUGUAGCUCAAAUACUUUUUAUGAGGGUGAAUACAAAAUACAGCAUCUAGACCUAUAAUCAUUUUGUCAGAGAUGACAUGCAAGAUCCCUGACCUUGUCACGUGUGGAAAUCUCUAUGCAGCAUGAGUACACCACCUGGGUGAACCAAACAUGAGACGUGUAGUAGGUUUGUUGCAACUUCAGUGUCCUCUAAAGGAUCCAAAAUGGAGUCUGACAUUGUGUGUUUUCACACAGUUCUAAUGUCUUGUUUUUUCUUGCUUAUAAGGCUUUCACAAAUGAUGAAGGUAGAUAUCUGCAGAAGCAAGAAAAAAAAAAACAACAAAGCUAAAUCUGUGCAAGAUGUGUACAAAAUAAUAAUAAUAAAGAAAGACCAAAAACAAAACCCUCGGCUUGUGAACUGGAGGAAUGGUGGGUUUUUUAUGUCUAGUUACAAACACCAUUUUGAAAUGACUGUUCUGCUAGGAAGUAAAAAGCGAGUGGACAAAGAUAGUGGUGUAUUUCAUCCUCUGCCACCAGUGGGAAAGCAGCUGUUAAUACCGGUGGAGUGUAGGCUUAAUCUUUCAGCUUCAGAUCAGUUGCAUCUUUACAAGUCUUAUUUUUUAGUCUUAUAUUUCUGUGCAUUGCUGUCGUGCUGUUUGUCAAGCUGUGCACUCCUGAGCUCAAGACAGUGGAACUCAAGUUAAGGUACAGCUGUCAUCUUGUUCAGGUUGUCUUGUGCAGGACAUCUUGUCAGCAUUGCAGUAAUCCAUGUAAUAAGAAAUGCACAGUCAUUAAAAAUAAGAGAACCUACCCUGAACGUUCUGCUUUCUUAAAUUAAGAUUUGUGGGGGAGGGAAUGUAGCUUUUAAUGAAGAGCCGAUGAAGGAACUGAAGCAGAAAUAAAAAGCAUGCACUGCCUUUGACUGAUGAAUACACAAAACCACUACUUUUUAUAUUAAUCCAUCUGAUUGGUUGAGUGAUUGUAAAUACUAUCGUGUAAGGUGAUCUUCAGGAGGAAUCUGAAGGUAGGAGAUGUUGUUCCCCUAUUGAUUCAUGGAGCCUUCAGAGGAGAGGAGAGUUGGGAGAGGGUGAAGAAUGUGUUGAAUCUGUUAUCACUGGUAGAGUAAAGCAAUAAGAGAUGACUUGCAAAUUUAGAGCGGCAUUCGCUCUCUUACUAAGAAAAAGCUUAGAAAUACACUGAGUGACUCAAAACUGCAGUGAAACAAGUUGAUAAUGGAGAACUUCACAACAGAGAUGUGAUCAGCAUGAGAGAAAAGAUGGUCCUGGUGGUAUUACAUUCAAUCUAUGUACAGGGGUAUGGGGGAGAACAGAGGAAGAUGAUCAGAAUGUACUUGAGACAGGGAGGAAAAGAUGAAAUUUGGGAGAUGUUCUGAGAGCAUGGGCAACAAGCCAAAGGUGCCAUGUGUGGGUGAGGGACCUGCAACAAAUACGCUUAUGCAAUGGUGUUAUGCUUUUACUGUUGACAAAACAGUGAGAGAAGGCUGAGCUAACUUGUGCCACAGGGAGCAUGCUACUAGGAGCUGUGCGCUAGCCAUGCAUAGUGGGUGGUGUGAAGCAAGAAUAGAAUUGAAAGGGCAUGGAAGAGGAGAUGGUUUGUGCUUCGGAGCGGCCGUUUAACAGGAGAUCCAGAUGUAUUGGAAUACUACAAAAAUGACCAUGCCAAGAAGCCUAUCCGUAUUAUUGACUUAAACUUGUGUCAGCAAGUGGAUGCUGGAUUAACAUUCAACAAAAAAGAAUUUGAAAACAGCUAUAUUUUUGACAUCAACACUAUAGACAGAGUCUUCUAUUUGGUGGCAGACAGCGAGGAGGAGAUGAAUAAGUGGGUUCGAUGCAUCUGUGAUAUCUGUGGGUUCAACCCUACAGAUGAGGAUGCUGUGAAGCCCCCGGUCAGUUCUUUACAAGCAUCUGCUGAGUUACCCUUGCCCAUCAAUACUUCACCUCCUUCCAUGCAAGCAGAAUCUUCCCUACCUCCUCCUUAUCAGCUUAUUAACAUCCCCCCACUGGAGUCUUCCUCUAGUCAAGAAGAUCCUCAGGACUACCUACUGUUAAUAAACUGCCAGAGUAAAAAACCUGAACCUACGAGCCAAGGGUCACCCUUUAUCUCUGAAGAAGGGCAGGAAUACCUUCUCUUAGAAGAUUUUGAAAGUAAAAAGGUUCCACUGCAAUCUCAUGCUGACUCUGCAAAAUCCAGCUCUUCUGAAACAGACUGCAAUGAUAACGUGCCCUCCCACAAAAACCCCGCUCCAUCCAUGAGCAAGCAAGCUGUGAAUGGCUUUUUUCAGCAGCAAGGUGUCUAUGACUCUCCGCCUUCUCGUACUGGACUACCAUUGGCAGACUCCAGCCUUUAUAACCUGCCUAGGAGUUACUCACAAGAUGUUUUACCGAAGGCAGCGUCUCCGACUGGGACUGAUGCAGAAGGCGAGCAGCAUGUGUUCAAUACCCCAUCAGCAACAUCGUCAUUAGAUGCACAGAUGAGGCACAUCUCCAUUAGUUACGACAUUCCCCCCACACCUGGAGGUACUUAUCAGAUUCCACGAACUUUUCCAGAAGGAACAUUGUCUCAGACUUCAAAAUUGGAGACUAUUCCAGAUAUUCCUCCACCUCGGCCACCAAAACCUCACCACGCUGCGGAUCGAUCUCCUGUGGAAACAUGUAGCAUUACUCGCACAGCUUCAGAUACUGAUAGUAGCUAUUGUAUCCCUACAGCAGGAAUACCACCCUCACGCAGUAAUACCAUUUCAACUGUAGAUUUGAAUAUCUUUCGUAAAGAAAUUAGUUCUCAAGACUGUUAUGAUAUUCCACGAACGUUUCCGAAUGACAGAUCUAAUUCAUUGGAGGGCUUCCAUAACCACUUUAAAAACAGAAGCAUGUUGACAGUGGGAAGUGUUUCAAGUGAAGAACUAGAUGAAAAUUAUGUCCCAAUGAAUCCCAACUCUCCUCCACGACAGCAUUCCAGCAGCUUCACUGAACCCAUCCAGGAAACAAAUUAUGUUCCAAUGACACCAGGCACGUUUGAUUUUCCGUUAUUUGGAAAGCAAGUCCCUCCUCCCUCUCACAUGGGUUUCAGGUCCAGUCCAAAGACCCCUCCCAGACGGUCAGUGCCUGCUGAAAAGUGUGAACCACCGCCAGUGGAUCGGAACCUCAAGCCAGACAGAAAAGGUCAAAGUCCUAAAAUUUUAAGACCUAAACCACAUGGUUUAGAGCGAACUGAUUCACAAACCAUAGGUGACUUUACUACAAGAAGAAAGGCAAAACCAGCUCCACUAGAAAUAAAACCUCUGCCUGAAUGGGAAGAAUUACAAGCCCCAGUUAGAUCUCCUAUCACCAGAAGCUUUGCACGAGACUCCUCCAGGUUCCCCAUGUCUCCCAGACCGGAUUCAGUUCAUAGCACAACUUCCAGCAGUGACUCGCACGACAGUGAAGAGAAUUAUGUAUCCAUGAAUCCAAAUCAGUCCACUGAAGACCCAAAUUUGUUCGGCAGCAACAGUCUUGAUGGAGGAAGCAGCCCCAUGGUAAAACCUAAAGGAGAUAAGCAAGUAGAAUAUUUAGAUCUGGACCUAGAUUCAGGAAAAUCUACCCCACCUCGUAAGAAAAAGAGCAGCGGUUCAGGCAGCAGUGUGGCAGAUGAAAGAGUUGAUUAUGUUGUAGUUGACCAGCAGAAAACACUUGCACUGAAGAGCACACGAGAGGCAUGGACUGAUGGGCGACAGUCUACAGAAUCAGAAACACCCACAAAAAGUGUGAAGUGAAAACACUGCUUAUUCUUCGAAGAACAGAAAAUAAUGAAUUUUGAAGAUUUAAAGAACCAUAGUGGCACUGUUGCUUGACUGUAUGGUAUUCACUGGCGUGUGAAUAGGUUUUUGACCGAAUAGGAUGGAAGCCAAAGGACACUGCAUAAGCAUCAAAGGAGUUUAAGAUCAUAAAUUGGCUAUAUGUGGUCUCUGGAAAAUUUGCAACCUGUAAAUAACAUGUAAAAUAGUACCACUUUGCUUUCAGAAAACCUUUCAUUCUGUAGUUAACACAUUUGUAGUAUUACCAUGUUUAUGCACUUUUUCAGUUAAAAUGUUGGUUCAGGUAUUCCCAGUUAGUGUACCUUAAUGCCUAAUUCAUUUGGAGAAUUUUUUUUCCUUACACUACUAUUCCUUACAAGUCUAGGUUAAUUAAGCUACAUGUAGAUAUGGAAAUUAAUAUUUGAACUUCAUUUUAACAACUUAAAAUUGAUUUUUUUGCAGAAAUGCUUUCACAAUUGAAUAAUCUACUUGAAAUGUCAAGAGGUAACCGUUAGUUACAUACUUGUUUAUAUUUAAUACAUGCAAAAGAUUAUUUGGAAGUCUAAAGGUUACCUUCCUAACAAAAAUUGCUGUGAUUUAAUAAUAAUGAACUAUACUGGGUUUAGACCUACAAUACUGGCUUAUAUGUUAGCUGUUAGUGGUGGAACUUCUAUUAUAUUUUAUUAAUGACAGUGUUCUGUGUUUGAUAGGUGAAGAUUCUGCAGGGUGGGAUCUCACACUUUUUAAGACUGAGUAAUUAAAUAUCAAGUAAGCCUGCAAACCACUGAUGGCAUGCAGUAAUAUUGUGAUCUCACACUUAUUAACAAGAAAUAACCUUUAUAUUAUUUACAGAAGGUAGAGUAUAUAAAUCAGGUACGUACCAAGCACUACUGUGCUAAUACACUGAUCAGGUUUAGACAAUGAGCUUUAGUUUUGUACUGUUUAGAAGUUCUAAUGUCAGUUUUCAGCUCAAGAUUAAUGGGACAGUUUGACAUUCACUGUUUAUAGUACUAGCAAAAUACUGUGAUUUUGAAUUAGACAUUAAUUCAAAUGGAAAUACUAUGUUUUGACACCGUAGUGCCCUUCUUACGAUCUUUAUUUUACUUUAAUCUCCUGCUUGGCCUUAUAUUUAAAUCCCUAUGCAACUGAUAUUUUGUAUCUCUGUUUUAAAAAUUAGAUAAUGUACUUAAAUGACCCCCUUGUAAACCACUCGUUCCUCUUUCCUGGUACAGGAUUUUAAGCUCUGUAUACUGUGAUCCCUUAUUUUACUAUGACAGUUCCAAAUAAUAAUCUGCCUUGAUUUAGAAACAAUGUUUUUGAUAUAUGGAAGAAAAUAGAGCUGUUUGAAUACAUGAACAGGAUAGAUCUAGGUAGAAAACUUACUAAUGCUUUUUUUUUUUCUACACAAUUGCCCUUGAGUAAGCUAUUGGUUUUGUUUUCCCACCCCAUUGUUUUAUUUUGUCCAGGUCACUUAAAAUUUGGGUAUACAGCUGUUUUGUUUUCUGGCAUGUUGGCCUUAGUACUGUGCCUAAUCUACCGUUUGUUGGUUCUCUCCCCUCACAACCACAAUCUACCAUAUGUAAAUUAUGUUAUUUUUAACGAAGGUUCUUUUAAAAUUAGUAAUAUUUUGAUGCUUUGAAUGUUCAUUAAAAAAAAAAAAAACACAACAAAACUAAACAAUGGAUUUUGAGGUGAAUUUUAAAUAAAUCAAGUUGUUCAGUUUC